This is a messenger RNA of Tupaia belangeri chinensis (Chinese tree shrew), 713 nucleotides long. Its product is annotated as thiosulfate sulfurtransferase like domain containing 3. The coding region runs from base 16 to 615 and encodes 199 amino acids. NCBI's taxonomy places the organism in Eukaryota, Metazoa, Chordata, Mammalia, Scandentia, Tupaiidae. The transcript is spliced from 4 exons. Gene Ontology annotation, molecular function: thiosulfate-cyanide sulfurtransferase activity. The record is from RefSeq and is a predicted model, not a curated record.
GGCGGCGAUUACGCAAUGCGGCACUGCAGUUCCGCCGGCGGUUGGCUGGAGGGCGCUCUGCAGCAGACGCGGCGUGCGCCCAGGCCUGGGCCGGGGGAGGAGGAAGCGGUCAGCAGCGCGACGCGCGAGCUGGCGAUGGUGCUGUUCCGGCAGCUGCUUCCGACUGUGCGCUCGGCGGUCCUCCGGCCGGUGGAGGCCGGGCUCUACGGUUUGAAGAUAAGAAAAGGAAGCUCUCACAAUUUUUGUACUACUGUUUUGAAAGAAGUCACUUAUAAGGAACUGAAAAACAUGUUGAAUUCCAAAAAGAUUAUGUUAAUUGAUGUCAGAGAGACAUGGGAAAUUCUUGAGUAUGGAAAAAUCCCUGGGUCUGUCAAUAUACCAUUGGAUGAAGUUGGUGAAGCUUUACAGAUGAACCCAAGAGACUUCAAAGAGAAGUACAGUGAAGCAAAGCCAUCCAAAUCUGAUAGUCUCGUGUUUUCUUGUUUAGCUGGAGUGAGAAGCAAGAAGGCUCUGGACACAGCACUAUCUCUAGGCUUUAAAAGUGCUCAACACUAUGCUGGAGGAUGGAAGGAAUGGGUAACCUAUGAGUUUUCAGAGAAGAAACAAGGAAAUUGAAUUUUGGAAGGCAACUUGGCUUUUCCCUUGUGUACAUGCAACCUAGGAUGAUGGAAUGAACAAAAGAAUAAAAAUCAAAUUAUGAUACCACUGGUUAA